Molecule: messenger RNA, 4842 nt
Organism: Eimeria acervulina
Lineage: Eukaryota; Apicomplexa; Conoidasida; Eucoccidiorida; Eimeriidae
Exons: 17
Coding region: 1-4842 (1613 amino acids)
Source: RefSeq, a predicted model, not a curated record
AUGUCGGAAAGGGCGCGCUAUCAUCCUCCCUUCACCGUUCUCGCUUCUUGGCUUCGGUACAUCCUACCGGGACUCUUCUGUUCAGCAUUGCUCAACAUCACCACAGAAGCUGUGCAUGCAUUCACAGCAACGGCCACACUGACUGGGGCGCACCUACCUGGUCCAGGCAAAGCUCUGGCACAGCUUCCCCUUUCAGGAGCUGAACUCUACAUUUUACCUCUAUGUGAGUGCACGGGACUGCGUUAUGCGGCUAUGCAAGGAUCUUCAUGCUCCUUAGGGGCCACAGUAGAGUCGACUGACCUCUGCUUCGUUCCUCGAUCGUAUUGUGCUUCUGUGGAGCCUGCGGAAAUGGUUGAUGGGGCUAGUUUCACUAGUUCUACUAUUUGGGAGGAAAUCCAGGAGUCUGCCGACUUUUUUGAAAGGACUUUGCCCAAGGCCACAAUAGCAUCAUGCCGUUGUUGGCCCCUUGGAGAUGUUAUGGUAGCACCGUGCGGCCAGCAGGUGCAUCAGCAGACCCGAACUGCCAAGAAAUCUUUUCCUGGUACCGAUAGACCUGCAGAUGCUUCAGGAUCUUUGAACACUGACUCUAUGUCAAAAAUAGUCUGGGCACUGAAGGGACAUUCAGAACACCUGCCGAACUUGAAAUCACAAGUUUUUGCCCCCGCCAAGCUCCCAGGCUCAAACUUUCACCGCAGGCUAUUCCACAGAUUUGUUCAGGCAGCGGGCUUUCACCAAUUUAACACAAAGUGGGCUCGCCGUUUGGCUACAGAGAAGGCGAUCACGGGCAGUAAGCCCAGAUCGGGAGGUGCAGUCGAGCAUUCGAGAGCUCGGUGUCACAAGAGCUGCCAAAGCUGCUUAGAGCCCGGUCGUGACCGCUGCCGCACAUGCCCCAACCAAUUGCCUUACCCAUACCUUCCACCAAAGCCUAGGUCGCCCUCGUCAUCCACUGACGAGCUUCAUCUCGGCAUGCUUGACUCUCAGCUCCAUGAAGUGCAAUACCAUGCCCUCGUAGCCGCCCAUCGAGACGGUAGUGGUUAUUGCAUUCCGUUGGAAUUUGGGGACAACAGGCUUGCGGCUGCAGAUCCGGAGUGCGUCUCAUCUGGGUUGUCGUGCAUUGUGGCAAAUUUGAGAGCAUCAUGGGGGGCAUUUGGUGACACUUGGAAUUCCAGGAAAACAAGCCAUUGCCACUCAACGUGUUCUGCUUGUCGCGCCGAUUGUUGCCGUGGAAAGGCUGACAAUUGCCUAGCCUGCAAAGGCUCACGCCAAGCCUUCCAUCCACUCUACCGAGAUGGUACGGGACGGUGUUUAGAUUUAACUCUUUCCGAUGAAGAAUUGCCUGCGACGGGGUGGGACCAGCAAGGCACCGUUGAAGGGACACCAGUGCUGCAAGAACAUCAAAACAACACCUCGAAAAGGGAGGAUACAAGCAGCUUUUCUGCUCUUCUUCAAUCCAUAGUCAAUGUUGCCUCUUCCGUACCUGCUGGGCGCGUCAUAGGGGAUCCAGAGGUGGCAGCCUCAAUCAAAAACGGAGCAACUAGAACUGGCCCUUCCUUCCUUCCGCGACGUUCUCUCUGCGAAUCCUUGCCCCGAAAAAUUGGCGACAUGCCAAUUCGUGCCUGGUCUCAGCUCAUGUUUGUUCAUGCAGACAAUAACUUGGAAGAGUCUGCCUUACUGGACUUGGAAGAGAUGCUGCACCCAUGGAGGGGUGAGAUAGUGAAACGGCAUGCUCGGGCUGCUUUGCGAGGGAGAGGCACACCGCCGUUACCAGUUGGCGGCUCUGCGCUGAGCGGCUUAACUUCUCAAGAGGCUCUCGAAGACCUCUACCUGGUCGUACUCAUAGAUCGGAGCAACCAAACGAAUUCAACAGAAAUGGGAACAGUGCAUGCGUGUCCUGAGUUGGAGUAUUCAAAUCUAGGUGAAGGCGUCAAACAGCUACCAGGUACAAGUGAAGUUGAGUUGAAUACGCAAAUGGCAUUCGAAUUGCUACGGGUUCACUUGCAGGACGGCAGGCGUGAAUGGCUCCUACUCCGCAGUCUCGGAGAGGUAGAUAUGAAUGACCCUGGAGUUUUGGGGACUGCAGUGACACGUUUCUUGGACAUAUUUCCAUCGCGGCACUAUGCCGUAGUUCUUUGGAACCACGGUUCGGCCUGGGCCGGGUUUGGCGACGACGAAAGUAACCCGAACAGCCAGCCUAUGAGCAUUCAUGAUAUUGCUGUUGGACUUAAGAAGUCCAUGGACCCUACCUCUCUCAUCCGCAAACCACCCCCUCCUUACCGGACGGCUACAGCAUUCGAAUACGGCACUAGGUUCGUGGCGAGCUAUGGCCUUCACCCACCGUCGUCCAAUGCGCUGACACUUUCACUCAUCGAAGUUCGAGCAUUCAAUGAAUUCAAGAAAAAGUUCGAAGAGCUGCUAGAGGUGCGCAUUGAAGGGGUCUGUAUUCUUGCGGGGGAAGCAACAUUACACGUCGGCUGCUAUGACUUGAACGAUUUCCUCGCGAGCCUGUUGCAGCAGUUUGCUAGCGAUGAACAAGAAAUGGGAAGGAUCAGCAUUCAAUCGCGGACACAGGAAGAAGAAAGUUCGUGGGCUUUUAACAACUUGAAGCUUCCCAACCCACUAAGUACGCAGCAUCGACAAUUGCAACAAUGGACUAAGCAAAGAUACACGGUGAAUGCCUUCGGUGCGGCGCAACGAGCUUUGACGGACAAGGUUGUCGCGGCGAGAGUCCUCUUUAGGAAAAUGAUUGUGGCUGAGGUUGGUAGCAGGGAGCCCGGCAGAUAUGGCGGAUUGAGCAUAUACUUUCCUGAUCCAAACAUGGCUUUUCUUUCCGAUGUUUGGUACUGUGCCACGCCACCUACAGGAUUUGCAUCAAGUAUCCUCAAGGCUGAUCAGCAAGAAAUAAUUGUAACAGGCACAGCGCAAGCAACUAUGACUGAUGCGGAGGUUAAAAGUUUUUCCGUUCCGCUGAAUUUCGGCGAAGUGCCUAUCGAAAUUCAACAGGUCAAUAGCCGCUCAGGAGACGUAGCUGGAAAGAAGGGCUCACAAACAGGGCGAGAAGAAGCAGACCCAGUUGCUGCUCUUCGGGAAUUCACAGUAGUGCAGGGUUGGUGGGAUACUCACGUCUGGAUACUGAAGCAGGAGCUGCGCUUAGACGAUGCCCUAAAAGACCCCAGACCCCCAGGACAAAGGCUAGGAAGUUCUGGAAGAGUUGAAGCAGUUGUGGUUGCGAUUCAGGAGGGGUCGGAGUCGUCUCGGCUUGGCGCAGGAAGGGGCCUUCACCAUGUUUCCACCAAAGGUCUAAAUGCCGGCGAAACAAUUGUGAAGCGCCGGGUCCUGUCUACUCUUGUUCUGCCACUGGGAGUGCCAGCGAAGAAUAACGGAGGUCUCGAGAUCCCCAGCUUUCAGCCACGAACAUCGGGAAUCGCCAUAGAAACACCAUUCUCAGAGACGCUCGGGAAUCGCGAGCCAGGCACAGAGUAUGCAUCGAGAGAAAGAGAUUAUGACCAGGUGAGUCUGCGCCAACUCUCUAGCAAGAGAGUUGGAUCGCCGUCUUGGUUGAUUCACGAGCGUCUGGGACGAGAGCCGCAAAGGCAGGAAGGAACGAAGCACCAAUGUGGAGCAAGAGCCUUUCUAUUGGCCUCCUGGGAUGAAGGGAAAACAGUGUCGAGCGAGCUGGUCCUGUACGUGGUAGAGAACGAGCAAACAACAGAGUGGCCUCGCUCAAGAGGAGGCUUGCUAGUGCCAAUAGAGCAUCGCCUCCGGAGGACCACUCUUUCUUACGAAGGUUUUCCGACCUCCCAGCCAGUGGGUGGAGACGGGCACAAGAGAAAUCAUAUCAGACGUCCUGUAUCCAGCUGGGACUCGGCGCAGCGACAAAGUACGAGCCGUGUCGCGAAUAACAGGUUUUCUACAUUGAGCUCUGAAAAGGGUACAGCCUUCAGCCGUCCUUCACCUACUGAGGAAACUGGCAUUCAUGAUGCCAACUAUGGAGGAGAGCGGAACCGCCAGACUCCACAAGCGAACGUCGCAGCUGUCGUCCUUGAGGAGUCUGUAGGAGACGUCACCUUCUUCUGGAACGUAGAAUCUGACGUGGGCAAACUCUACCUUCAGCCGGCUAGUAUCUCAACAAUUCUUCGUGAACGUCGGGCGAAAAUCGGUAUCUCCGGUCUUCAAGAGCCAAGCGUUGAAAGGGCGGUUGUUGGUUUCAUUGCGCAAGACGUACUCGACCAGAGAGCUGUGGCAGCCAGCUCAGUGCCCAUAGUUGAGCCAAAGCCUAUAGCAGCCCACAGUAUUUGGGAGUCAAUAGGGCAAUCUCUUGGCUUUGGUGACUUUGCCACGGGCGACGCAGAGGCUUCGAGUAAUUUUUCGUCCCCUUCGACGUGCCAGUCUCACUGGCUAGGGGACGGCAUAUGCGAUGAGCUGUGUGAUACUGCAGUGUAUGGAUUUGAUCGCGGUGACUGCCCGCACCGAAACGCUGCUGCAGAACAUCUUCUCGAGCAGCAAGAAGAAUCACCUCUAGUAGCAACAAUAUGGGAAGGCCCGAGAGGACGUUACGUGUGCAGAUGCCCCAAAGGCUAUACUGGAGAUGGAACCAGCUGCGAAGACAUCAACGAGGAAGCUAUAGGUGCAUAUGCAAAUUUCUGUUACUGUGCCGCAUGUGACAGCCUGGAUACAGCGGCGACGGCAGGGAUGUCUGCAUGCUCACCAGCCACGGCCACAGGUACGGCAUUUACACCAUCAACCGGAGAAAUGAGCCAACUGCGGCUGCAUGCAUCGUACAAGCUCCUUGGCACAGGGUCUCGUGUCGCGGCACGCAGUUGGAGUGUCAUUGCGCAUCCAUAA